Acanthosepion pharaonis is the source of this 1296-nucleotide messenger RNA. The record is from the annotation of a GenBank genome assembly. Lineage: Eukaryota; Metazoa; Mollusca; Cephalopoda; Sepiida; Sepiidae.
AUGCAUGCAUUUGCCACUCAACCAUUGGCUGAUUUUGGGCCAAUAAUUGCUCCCCAGUUAAAUGUUACAACCGACAGCUUAUAUUCCAACUUUUGGUGUGGAAUCAAUGAACAUGGUUAUUAUGAAAGGACAGCUGAUUAUGAACCAAUUGUGCGGUGGAAGAAACGAGGCUGUUUUGAGGUCCCCAUGGUACACUCUGCCUAUUUGAUAGACAUGAGACAUGCAGGCUCAAGGAAAUUAUCCUUUGAUGUUCCACCACCUGAAUAUCAGGGACCAUUUGAUGAUAUCAUUCAGUUUGCAUUUUCAGCCAAAUACUCAGGUAUGACAAUGCACAUUCUCAACACUGAAUAUUUUGGCCACAUUAUGAUCCCACUCGAUGGCAAGAACACUUUGGAAGAUGAAGUCGAACAAUUUCUUCAUAUCAAGUUGGAAAUGCUAGUUUACGAGCCCCCACUUCGCAAGUCGCCAUUUAUCCAUGUUCCUGAACGGAAGCCGGACAAGCUUGGUUUUGAUCAGGUUUAUGUGAUCAACCUCGUCCGACGCCCAGAGAGAAGAAUUAAAAUGAUUGCUACCUUAAAAGAACUCGGCAUUGAUGCCUACUUUCUCGAUGCAGUUGAUGGAAAAUCUCUCAAUGAAAGUUACUUGAAACAACUUGGUGUGAAGCAACUUCCUGGCUAUGCUGAUCCUUACCAUGGCAGAGACAUGACAAUGGGUGAAAUUGGAUGUUUUCUUAGUCACUAUCUCAUUUGGAAAGACAUUAAAGAAAAUGGUUACAAAAGAAUAAUUGUGUUUGAAGAUGAUGUAAGAUUUGAACCAUUUUUCCGGCAAAAACUGGAUAAAGUUGUCUAUGAAGCAGACUAUGUUGUUGAAGACUGGGAUCUCAUUUACAUUGGCCGUAAACGUCUCUACAGAGAACCAGAGCCAGAGGUUGAGGGGACAUCUAUGUUGAUUUGGCCCAACUAUUCUUACUGGACCCUCAGUUACAUGAUUACAUACAAUGGGGUACAGAAGCUUCUAGAUGCAGACCCUUUAUCCAAAAUGAUACCAGUUGAUGAGUUUAUACCAAUUAUGUUUGACAGACAUCCAGAGUCAGAAUGGAAAGCCUACUUUUUCCCUCGGAAUCUCAUUGGCAUGUCAGUUGAACCGCUUCUCGUUUACCCUACCCACUACACGGGGGAGCCAGAUUAUAUCUCUGAUACAGAGGAUUCCACUUUGAUUAAUGACGACGAGGAAUCGGAAGAAACGAAAUUGCCAACGGCUGGUCUCAAUGUAGAAAGUCCGAAAGUGGAAUUGUAA